AUGUUUCUCUUGGGUUCGGAAAUUGCCACAGAUUCGGCAGGCAAGGGCUGGGACAAGGGCUACGACAAGGGAUACGAGAAGAGCUACGUUUCGAUCUUGGAUUCCGAUAAGGGCUACGAGAAAGGUUACGGCUAUGAUAAAGGCUAUGGCAAGAGCCACGAGAAAGGCAAAGGCAGCAAAGCCGGAAAGGGCUAUGAGGAGAAAGGUGCCAAAGGCAAAGGUGGCAAAGACUCCCACGACAAGGGCAAGGGUGGCAAGGCCCUUGAAACUGGCAAGGGCAAGAAGGGUAGCGACGGCAAAGGAAAGGCCGGAAAGGACGCCGGUAAGGGAAUCAAAGGAGAUGCAAAAGGCAAGGGAAAAGACGUGAAGGGCAAGGCUGGAAAGGGUGAGACCGGCAAGGCUGGCAAGGGAGAGAAGGGUGGAAAGGGCAAGGGCGGUGGCGGCAAGGGCGGCAAUCGACGCGAUGGUGCUGCUAUUGGAGAGCUGCUGCCAGAGGCCAACGAGGAGGUCAAGAAGGAAUUCGAGAAGGAGUUCGAUGUCACGGCUGCAAAUUCCAAGUUCGACAAGGCCGCCGUAGCCAAGGAAGGUGAAGAAGGCGAUCAGCUGAAGCCGCUCCCCGGCUACGACAAGACCAAGUCCUUCUUUGACUCCAUUUCUUGCGAGGCGACGGAGCGCUCGGGAGCUGCGGACCGGCCCAAGGCUGAUGUCGCGAAGAUGCGCAGUAUGGACAGGGAGACCUUUGGUGAUGCCCGUCGGCCGCCACGCCCUGGUGGCAUGCGGAGGAACCGUGCUGGCAAGGGCAAGGGGUUUCGCUCCUGA
Messenger RNA from Symbiodinium natans, 819 nucleotides. The record is from the annotation of a GenBank genome assembly. Lineage: Eukaryota; Dinophyceae; Suessiales; Symbiodiniaceae.